AUGACAGCCGAGUGUAGAGUGAAGGGCCUCAAGAGGUUGGUGUGCAUUGAAUACCCGGGUGUUGUGGACAGUGUGCCGGCAAUGAUGUCCACAUUGAGUGGCAUUUCUGGAGUUGAGAGCACUUUGAAUAAUCCCAACGAAAGACUGGAACUCCGGUACCCGCAUGAAGAACGCAAUGUUACCAUUGAUAGCGAUGGCGAUCGCAUUGCAGACUAUGCACUCCUCGACCAAACAGAUCCUGAAUCCGGUUGUGAUGCGUUACUUCGGUGCGACACCUCGACCAAACAGAUCCUGAAUCCGGUUGUGAUGCGUUACUUCGGUGCGACGAACCAAUACGUGGGCGUCGCUCACAUACACUGGCCUAAUGGCAACAAACCAAGAGAUAUACCCGAGUGUGGCUUCGAUGGCGAUCUGUGUCCGGAGCUGCCGUUUUGGGAUAUACUGACGGCUUCAUUGCUGACAAUAUUAGUAAAAGUGAAAUUAGAGUCCGCGCUGACAAACAUGUCAUGGCGUGUCCGUUGGGAAGACAUCACAUUUCCAGAUAACAUGUCGCAUAAAGGGAUGGAACCGGAAUGGUCUUUAAGUAUCGAUUGGUCGCCGAAAACGAAUUCACAAAUUCUGACGGGUUUUUACAAAGGAAAUCUGGUGGCUAUCAAGAGAUUACCGCAGAAGCGCAUAGAAUUGACUCGAGACCUGCUCUUAGAGCUCAAAGUGAUGCGCGAAACAUCUCAUGAAAAUUUGGUCCGUUUUAACGGUUGUUGUAUUGACGGGACGGUUGCCAUCCUCAGUGAGUUUUGCGCCAAAGGAUCACUGAGGGACUUGUUGGCCAACACCAGUCUCAACCUGGACUGGCUUUUCAGAUAUUCACUCAUUAAUGACAUUAUAUCGGGAAUGUGUUAUUUGCAUAAUUCAGAGCAUGUAUAUCACGGAAGACUCAAAUCAAGCAAUUGUUUGGUUGACUCAAGAUUUUGUGUCAAACUGACGGACUUUGGUCUUAGAAAAUUCAAAGCAUUAGCCGGUUAUCAAACGACUGGUGAAUCCGAAUUAAUAAUACCCGAGAAUUCGUCGACAAUUAAUUUGAAAGCCAAAUGUAGAGUGGAUUCAUUGUGUGAAUUCAAUGUCGGACUCUUAUAUAUCGCACCCGAACUCCUGUGCAAAAGUCAGUGCAUGGAUCCAAAGAAGUGUAAAUUUCAAGAUUAUAUCAAUGGAUAUUAUGGCACUCAAAAGGCAGACAUUUACAGAGAACAGCCAUUCUUUCCUCAUUACAUGAAUAUGGAGACUAAAGACAUUAUCAAAGAAGUGAAGUCAUCUAAUCUAAGGCCAUGCGUUCCCAUUGAUUCGUGUGACGAGAGAAUGCAUUCACUUAUGAAGAAUUGUUGGUCUUCUGAGUUAGAUAUGCGACCGGAUUUCAAUUCAAUGAAACACGAAAUCAGAGGAAUAAUGAAGUCGAUGGGCGUCGGAGGCAUAUCAGCCGCUCAGUCGACCCUCACUGAGAACCUAUUGGCGCGUAUGGAACAGUACGCCAACGAAUUGGAGUCUAUAGUCGAGUGUCGGACCGCAGAACUCGCAGAAGAAAAGAAAAGGACUGAAGAACUGCUUUACCAGAUAUUACCCAAACCAGUGGCCGACCAACUCAAGAGUGGCCAGAUGUUUGAGCCUAACUUUUAUGAUUCUGUGACCAUAUAUUUCAGUGAUAUUGUAGGCUUUACGUCCAUGUGCUCUCAGAGUACACCAAUGCAAGUGGUUGACUUCUUAAAUGACCUGUACACUUGUUUUGACACUAUUAUAGGAAGCUAUGAUGUUUAUAAGGUGGAGACGAUAGGGGACGCAUAUAUGGUAGUCUCGGGAUUACCAGAGCGUAAUGGUAUAGAGCACGCCCGACAAAUCGCUAAAAUGUCACUAAAAAUUAGAGAUAACGUCCAAAACUUUGUAAUUAGACAUAAGCCUAAUGAGAAACUGCAGCUAAGGAUUGGCAUUCACACCGGUCCGACCGUUGCUGGUGUUGUCGGUAAUAUAAGGCCACGAUUUUGUUUGUUUGGAGAUGCGGUGAACACGGCUUCCCGAAUGGAGAGCAACGGAGAGCCGCUUAAGAUUCACAUAAGUCCGUCGACUAAGACUGUGUUAGACUUAUUCGGAACAUUCGCGUUGGAGCCCAGAGGAGACAUACCCAUCAAAGGCAAGGGAACGAUGAAAACCUAUUGGCUUAUCGAAGAAAAGCUCAUCAACUAAUCAUUUAUAAGAAUAUAAGAAUAUAUACUAUUCUAUACUAUUCUGUGAUCUUUAUAUACUCACAACAUAUCACAUAUUACCGCUUAUUUCAAUCCAUUCACACUUCACUCAACACUGCAUUUCUGUCAUUUAUUUCCAAUUAAAUCUAUUUUCAAUCAUUUCCUCUUAUAUAUA
Molecule: messenger RNA, 2403 nt
Organism: Oppiella nova
Lineage: Eukaryota; Metazoa; Arthropoda; Arachnida; Sarcoptiformes; Oppiidae
Source: the annotation of a GenBank genome assembly